AUGGCGGAGAUAAGGAGGUACACAUUAGCAGAAGUGGCGCAGAACAAGGGCAAGGGCGGCGGGCCGCUGUGGAUCGUGUACAAGGAUGUAGUGUACGACCUCACCAACUACAUCGCUGAGCAUCCCGGCGGAGUGGACAGCAUCAUGGAGGAGGCUGGCACGGACUCCACGAAGGCGUUCGAUGAGUCGGGACAUACUCCUGACGCUAAAACCAUCAUGGCCAAGUACAAGAUAGGGGAGAUUGUGGAGGAGGAGAAACGGUAUGACGCUAACGGGAAGAAAAAGAAAAAAAUGGUGCAGGCGGCUCCUGAGGGCUCCUCCAGGAGUUGCAUCAGCAUCAUCACGUGCGGCCUGAUGGGAUGA
Chilo suppressalis (striped riceborer) is the source of this 363-nucleotide messenger RNA. The record is from the annotation of a GenBank genome assembly. Lineage: Eukaryota; Metazoa; Arthropoda; Insecta; Lepidoptera; Crambidae.